Messenger RNA from Podarcis raffonei (Aeolian wall lizard), 1480 nucleotides. It is a transcript of the gene XNDC1N, whose product is annotated as XRCC1 N-terminal domain containing 1, N-terminal like. NCBI's taxonomy places the organism in Eukaryota, Metazoa, Chordata, Lepidosauria, Squamata, Lacertidae. The transcript is spliced from 10 exons. Gene Ontology annotation, molecular function: damaged DNA binding. Gene Ontology annotation, biological process: base-excision repair; single strand break repair. The record is from RefSeq and is a predicted model, not a curated record. The coding region runs from base 181 to 1437 and encodes 418 amino acids. Gene Ontology annotation, cellular component: nucleus.
GCUUUCCUGUGAGUCAGGAACCAGAUAUAUAAAGCUCUUCCUUCUCCCUCCGCUCAGACACCCCCCUUGCGAAGAGGACAAAGAGGAUGUCUUCAGCCACAGGUGGGGAUCACGAUGGGAAAGCGCCAUAAGCGGAAAUGAAACCUGAGCAAAUGAGGGUGAUUCACUGAAUCCUUGGAAAUGGCUCCAGUCAAAAUCAAAUACGUUGUGUCUUUCACAUUUCAGGAUCCCAAGUCCCCGGUGGAGAACCUGCUGCUUGAAGAAGGGGUUCGGCCCUGGCUCAGCUCUCCCCAGGACCGGAGCAGGCAACUGAAAGCAGAGCUGCAGUUGGAACACGCAAGCCGCAUUGGCUACAUUGAUGUGGGGAACUGUGGCUCUGCCUUCCUUCAGAUAGACGUGGGGCGAUCCUCCUGGCCUCUAGACCAGAGCUACCUCACUCUCUUGCCCACCACAGCCUUGAUGAUGCCCGCCGAUGCAAAGCUGGAUAAGAAUCGUUCUGCGGUCCGGAUGUUUAAAGAAGGAGACUUCCUGGCUUCUGCUCUAGGCGAGAAGUGGGACCGUGUCAGACUCACUUGUAGCCAGCCCUUCAAUAAGCGCACGCAGUUCGGUCUCUCCUUCAUCCGAAUCCGCACUCCACAGGACGUAGACGACAGCAAGUCAGGCUCAGUCUCUGUUACUAGUCAGGCUCCUUCCGAGUCCAGCAGCAGCCCAUGGCUCUCCAAUGCAGCCUUCUGCAGGACUUUCUUCCCAGAGGCGCCAUCGAGCACUGAGCAGGAAGUGGCGCUAAAAAGCCGGCUGCAGCAGCUGGACCCAGCCUCCAGCCCUGGUGCCUGUAUGAGCCGUCCGGCCAGGAUGGUGCUGCAGGGGGCCUGUGCCCGCAAAAGAGCCUUCCCCCUGGUGCCUGGCCCCAGCCCUCCUUCUGCAGAGAGCAAAGAGGACGGGCAGAGCCAGCAGGAAGCUCAGGAGCCAGUUGCGUCGCGGCCUAAGCAGGAAUCGUCUGCCAGAAGAGGAGGCACGAAAAUGAGUCGAAGACGGGCAUCAUGCAGCAACCUGACGAGGUCUGCAGCAGCUUCUUCUGUCAAGCGUAGGGGUAAUUCUCGAAGGGAGAGAAGAGCCCCAGGCCAGCAGGGAAGACUGAGGAACAUGGAACGUGAAGAGGAGGAAGAGGAAGAGGAAGAGAGACGGCCUAGAAAGAGAGAGGUGGAGUUGGGUGUGUGCCCCAUCUGUGCGGGCCAUUUCCCCACCAGUCUCUUACCAGCUCAUGCCUCCAGCUGUGGAGAAGAGGAUUUUGAAGCGAGAUCUUCCUCCUCAUCUCCAUCGUCGUGGGAAGAGCUUGUCGCAGACUGCGUCCACUGCCCCAUCUGCCAGUUCAGUUUCCCCGCUGCUGAGAUAGAGAGACACGCUAGCAACUGCGGGGAGCCGACUGAGCCCUGGUGAAUGGACCCUCCUGGCUUUGGGCAGAACAGGGCGAGUAGAUUGG